AUGGCUGGAUUCGCCGACUUCGACGCCGGUCAUAGAGACCUGGUUUCGGUCACCAAAUUCAACUUUUAUGGCAAUCGCAUCGUCACAGCUUCAACUGAUCACCGCAUGAAGGUCUGGGACCAGAAAGACGGUGAAUGGCAGCUCGUAGAUACUUGGCGUGCUCAUGAUGCGGAGAUCCGUGAUGCGACCUGGAAUGGCCCUUUCACGGGCCAGCACAUUGGCAGCGUGGGUGAAGACAUGAAAUGCAAGAUAUGGCAGGAGGAUGUUACGCAACCCCCCAAUUCAGGCCGGCGUUUCAGGUCUAUCUUUCGCAUGACCGCCCCUCAGCGCCACCCAUUUGUAUCAAUCGAUUUUCGCAACAUUGAUCUGGAAUCCUGGAUGGCCGUUAUUACUCGCGAUGGCUACCUGAUGAUCAUGGAGCCUGUAAGCCCCGAUACUCUUGCGGAUUGGCAGCCGUUAGAUCAAUUUAGAGUCUGCACUGCUCCCCAGCGAGGAGAAGAGACAAGCUUCAAAGUGCAGUUUCACCAUGAUCCUUCGGACAUUACGCAUUCUGUAUUGCCCUCUUCAGAUCGCAAAAGUCUGUCGCUGGUGGUGGCCGCCAUGGACAGCGUAAAGAUCUAUCGCACUGAUGCAAGUCGACGCUUUUACCACGCCAUCGAAUUGACGGGACAUGGCGGUCUUGUGAGGGAUAUCUCUUGGGCCAAUGGGUCAGUGAGAGGAUAUGACCUCAUUGCUAGUGGCUGCAAGGAUGGCUUCAUCCGAGUGUUUGAGGUAUAUACAACGGCCUCUGGCUCCGGGUCACAGACUUCCAAUGGCAACCACGCACAUUCUUCAUCGCAGUCAUCAUCAAUUCGUGCGACUACCCAGUCAGGUAUUGGCUCUGCCCUUGCAAGCCGUGCCCCUGUAUCGAUGUCCAGUCGUGCUGCACCCGCAGAUUCUCAGUUCAAGCAUUCAUUCAAGGAAAUUGCAUGCAUUGACAGCAAACAUUUAGACGUGUGGCAAGUUGGCUUUUCAUACGCUGGUGACUGCCUCAUUUCCUCAGGCGAUGAUGGUAUUGUACGAUUCUGGAAGAAGUCCCUCUCUGGAGAAUGGCUCGAGUACGCUGAAACCGAUAUGGCUUGUCAAUAG
Messenger RNA from Aspergillus tubingensis, 1128 nucleotides. RefSeq names its product putative nuclear pore protein (SEH1). The record is from RefSeq and is a predicted model, not a curated record. Gene Ontology annotation, biological process: cellular response to amino acid starvation; positive regulation of TORC1 signaling. Gene Ontology annotation, cellular component: Seh1-associated complex; nuclear pore outer ring. The transcript has 3 exons. Gene Ontology annotation, molecular function: protein binding; structural molecule activity. Bases 1 to 1128 code for a protein of 375 amino acids. Lineage: Eukaryota; Fungi; Ascomycota; Eurotiomycetes; Eurotiales; Aspergillaceae.